Molecule: messenger RNA, 2597 nt
Organism: Bicyclus anynana (squinting bush brown)
Lineage: Eukaryota; Metazoa; Arthropoda; Insecta; Lepidoptera; Nymphalidae
Product: deoxycytidylate deaminase
Exons: 5
Coding region: 410-988 (192 amino acids)
Biological process (GO): dTMP biosynthetic process; dUMP biosynthetic process
Cellular component (GO): cytoplasm
Molecular function (GO): dCMP deaminase activity; zinc ion binding
Source: RefSeq, a predicted model, not a curated record
GUACUCGGUACUUCUAAAUACGCUUAAUACGUGUAUAAGUCCCUGCUCCGUACUCGUACGCCAUACGUCUUCCAACAAACCUAGUGUUAAGACCUGCUCCAGUAUAUACGCCUCACCUCUAACCUCGACUUGACCGUUGUUUCUUUUCUUGUUGUUUUGUAAUUUGGUAACUUUGUAUUCACUUUAUUUGUAUUCAUUUUAGAUUUAUAGAGGUUAAAAUGUGUUUGUCUUUUGGUUUUUAUUUUUAACUAUAAUUAGUUUAAUGAGAAUAUAAUGAACAGAUGUAUUAGUUAGUUCAUUAGUACUCCGUAAAAAAAUUUAUUAGUUUAGAAGUGGGUAUAUAAACUGUGUCAAAGUUUAUUUAAUACGAUCUCCAAAAAAACUUAAUAAUACGAUAUAUUAUAUCAAAAUGAAUCACCAUCCUACAGAUUCUUCAGAAGUUACUUCAAACAGUUUCAGAGAAGAUUCACAAACUAAAACACAAAAGAAACGUGAUGACUAUUUAGAAUGGAAAGACUAUUUUAUGGCUGUUGCAGUAUUAGCUGCCAAAAGAAGCAAAGAUCCAAAUUGUCAAGUUGGUGCCUGUAUAGUUAAGGAUUUGAAAAUAGUUGGUGUUGGAUACAAUGGCAUGCCAUCUGGAUGUAGUGAUGAUGAAUUUCCAUGGGGCAAAGAAGUGUCAAAUCCUUUGGAUGAAAAGUCCCUUUAUGUCUGCCACGCAGAAAUGAAUGCCAUAAUAAACAAGAAUAUAUCGGACUUGAAGGACUGUUCGAUUUACGUUAGCCUAUUUCCAUGCAAUGAGUGCGCAAAGUUAAUCAUACAAUCUGGAAUCAGAGAAGUGGUAUAUCUAUCUGAAAAAAAACCCUAUAAACCAAAGUACAUGGCGUCGAGACGAAUGUUUUUAGCUGCUGGAAUUAAAUGCAGACAAUUUAUACCAAAGCAGGAUAAAAUAGAAAUAAAUUUUACUACAAAUAAUAAUGAUAUUUUGUAAGUAAAGAAUCUGAUAUUUUACAAUAUGGAAAAUUUUGUAAGUAAACAAUCAUGCCGUUUUACAAUAUGUAAAAUUUCAAAUAGUUUUAUAGGUCAAGUUCAUAUUAUGAAGCGGAUUGCACAUUUAGCAGCACAUGCUGUACGAACUAGAGUUUGGCUAAUGAAAGUAGAGACUAUUUUAGAAUUUAAACUAUCGUGAGUGUUAUUCAUAUUAAUUGAUUGUGAAACACGGCUAAAACUCACGUGAUAUGGUUCAUGACUAAGGGCCCCGUAUGGGAUCGAAACUAGUCGGGCACACUCCGACCUAAUAUCACAUGAGUUUUCUAAUCAGCCGUGUUUCAUAAUCAAUUAAUAUAAAGUAGAGACUGAAAUCAACCAGCAAAUAUAAAACAGAAUGGAGGGCAUUCCCAAAACAAUAGUUUUAAACAAAUAUUUAACUUAAAACUAAUAAACUAAUUUAAAAACUCAAGUUUGUUAAUAGCAAUUUAAUUUUUUUUCAACAUGUAGUAGUGUGUGUGUAGUAAUGUUUUCACACAUACAUUUUUAUUUAAAUAAAGAUUAGUAAAUAUUUUUUUAAUUUGCCGGGCAUUUUCAGUUUCUACUUUCAUUAGCCCAAGUCUAUGCGGUAUUAUCAAAACCAUAGACAAAAUUAUGUCUAGUCAAUUACUUCAAACAAUAGAAUUCAAUAAAUAAAUCGUGUUCAAUGUGCAGCUGUGGACGAUGUGCUACAUUACACUUUAUCUUCAUAAAUAGUGUUUUGUUGGAAUAACCAUAAAUGAACUUCUAGCAUGUGUUUGGUUACUAGCUUUAAUAAAAUAUUUUUCAAGACUUAAAUACUGAGAAACUACUCGUGAAACAAUAAACAAUGAACUGCGAUUUGCCAACAAUAGGGUAGUUGAAAGGGUCCAAAAUAUAUUAAUAUUACUUAAUAAAAGUUAUGGAUAUCAUAGAAAACUUAAUUUAAAAAUCAUGUAUUUUAAAACUUUUCUGAACGUCAAAAACUCUUUCGACCAUUUUGUACUUGCUACUUGAUGUCACUAAGGGAAUAAACUAAUUAAUAAAUAAAUGAUUUUGUCAAACACUAAACCGUUUGGUUUAGGUAAAUAUAGACCAUCAUGACCGAUAGAGUUUUGGUUCAUAUUGUUAAAAAAAAUAUGUAAAUAUUAAAAUUUUCAUGUGUUCAUGUCUCAAAAAAUAUAAUAUAUUUUUGUCAAUUUAGUAGAAUGAUAAUAAACAUUUUAAGACCCUUUUGAAAGAUGUAUUUAGAUAGUAAUUUGUCAUGGCAGGGUAGAACUUUGGAACGAAAUAAAAGAGAAAUGUAAAUAAAUUUGUAAAAUAAAAAUUUAUUACUUUAUGUACAUCAUGACAGGGGUACAAAAUACUCCAAUCACACCAAGGUGAACAAACAAAAUCAACAUGGUUAAUUUCAACACAUUUUCUAGUACACGGAAAUCAUACUUCAGUAUCUUCCGAGCAAAACAGCCCAGUUACUCUAUGACACGGACAUGUCAUUUGACGUCACUAAUUUAUUAAACAACACAGUACCAUCAGGGCCCAAUCAAAAAUUUUAAAAUUUAAAACCAUACAUAACAUGCAAAAAAAAAAGAAAU